UGCUGGUUUUGCCUCCAGAGCCGAGGUAACACUACCCAGCUUCACAUUCCCCAGCAGCUGAGAACCAACACACAGGGACUCUGCUUAUGUCUUAAGGAGCUGCGGUGUUUAUUCAUGGACAAACUGAAGCCUGCGCUGUACAUUUACACGGAAAAUCCUGGAGCUUUCUUCGUGGAUAAACCGCACACCACACCACUGCGCACGCACCCUGAUGGCCACACAACAAAACUGCUCAUCUAAACCAGAGGGCAUCUCAUCCCCAGAGCAUCAGGACGCGUUUAACCACAAGAGAGGAAUAAAUAAUCAUCUGGCACAUUUUUCCCUGUGUCGCAGUCGAUCCCAGAGCAGCUGCAUGUUAUGUUAAAGUGUCAGGGCUGAAAUAGCUCCGGGCAGCCGCCGGAUCGACUGUUUCAUUUGCGCAGCUGCAUAUCCCACUUUUGUAAAACUGACCGGGGCUGCAGCAUCAACACUAAAGUACCAGCUGCUUUUACCGCAUCCUCUGGCACUCUCCUCCGGCUGCUGCUGCGUGUUACUGCGCCCCGGUGCAAAGGAGCAUCGAGGAGACAAAGAGAGGAGACAACGCAAUGAUUGCAGAGGGGUUUUAAUCGUGGAGACAAGGAACAGAGGACCGUGGGGAAACGGGCUUGUUGUUAAGGCUACAGCGGUGUUCAGAGCUGCGCAGUGGUAGUGGAGGUUGGUCAUGGUCGGACGGGGACUGUGGGUAUGUAAACCCCGGUUUGGAAAGCGAGGUAGCAGGCUUGGUGCUUUGCCGUAUCUGUGCGUGGCGGUAGCGAGCGCAGCCCUGCUGGCUCUGCUCUUCGUGGACUUCAUCGAGUUAUGGGUCACCUCUAUGGGCAUGAACACGGUGGUGGAGCCGCACGCAGGCAUCAUCCCCCCGCAGAGCGUCCCCCCCACCAGACCCGAGGAGUUCCUGCUCAUGCCCAGCCCGCUCGUGUGCCAGCGUGCCAAGCCCUACCUCAUCACCAUGGUUACCUCGGCUCCUGCCAACCAGAGGGCCCGUCAAGCCAUCAGGGACACCUGGGGAGGGGAGGUGGAGGUGAGGGGCCUGCGGGUCAUGACCCUCUUCAUGGUGGGUGUGGCCUCUGACCCCGGACUGGCCAAGCUGCUGAUAGAGGAGGCCAGGGAGCGAGGUGACCUGAUUCAGGGGCGUUUCCUGGACACCUACUCCAACCUCACCCUGAAAACGCUGUCCAUGCUGGGCUGGGCCCGCCGGUUCUGCCCUCAGGCUCACUUCAUGGCCAAAGUGGACGAUGAUGUCCUGUUCAACCCCAGCGCCCUUCUGCACUUCCUGAACAAGAGCCGUAACCCCUACGAACAAGGAGACCUGUACCUUGGCAGGGUGCAUCUCCAUGUGGCUCCGGACCGUGACCCGGAGAGCAAGCACUACCUCCCCUCAGGGGCCUAUCCGCCUUCUGUCUUUCCAGACUAUUGCAGUGGUACAGCUUAUGUUCUGUCCCGCUCUGCAUUGCUCAAGAUUUCCCUGGCAGCCUCUGCAUCACCUUUAUCCACCCCGCUGCCCCCUGAGGAUGUGUUUGUCGGUCUGUGUGCCCGGACAGCUGGAGUGCUGCCCUCGCACUGCCCGCUCUUCUCUGGAGGCCCAGCUGUGCCGUACGGACGCUGCUGCUACCAGGCCAUGGUGUCCAUCCACCAGAUCCCACCUAGGGAGAUGCUGCACUACUGGGCUGAUGUCCACACAUCACAGCCCUGCUCCUGGCUGGGUCUACGUGCUUCUCUGGGGCUCUGCAAAGUCCGGGCGAUGCUGGGGUCAGCUCUGGGGCUGGAGCAAGGGUUGUGAGGGUCAAUAAGAAGGAAGACUGGACUCACUGGGGCUGUGCCUCACUUCAAUACUGUGAACAGCACAAGUGCUCUUCAGGCUGUGAAAUGUCACCUUAUUUUUAUAGCUGUAUUUUUUUAAACCCUAUGAUGUAAUUAACUGGCUUUUUUUUUUGCAGAAAAGAGGAUGAUCAGCUGGUUGUAUGAAGAAUUGUCACAGUAGUAUUUAAGCUAUCUUUAGACUUACAACACCCUUCAUUAGUACACUGACACAUAUUGUAGACGUAGAACAGGCAACACUGGCAUGCUGAUAGUACACAGUAAGGAAAUACAGCUGCUUAUGUGAUGAAUGCACAUUGGAACAAGUAUUUCUAUCAACAAAGUCUGACAUCUAUAGGCUGCUACCCUCACAUAUAGAUAUAUAUAUAACACCUUACUAUUACCAGGUACUUCAAGUGUAGAUGUUAGUCUAUUAAGAUGCCUAAAUGCAUGAUGCUCCAAACAAUUGUACAAUAGAUAUCAAACCACAGGCUUCAAAUACCAAGUAGGAAGGAAAUAAUACGAAUAUUUGCUAAAACCUUUAUGUUAAAACAGAAAAAUAAUCAUCUCAGUACAUGAAUAUAAAUAUUCUGUUUUUCAGUAGUAGUAAUAAUGACAUGAUGAUAUGUGCAUCCUAGCAUUAACUUGACAGCUGAAACUGGAGACAGUAAGAUGUGUUCAGUUUUGUGAACAGACAGCAGAGGAGUUUAAUCGUUUGUCUUUGGAGGCUCUGCUGCCUCGCAUCAGCUGCGAUCGGAAAUAUAACCACGAGACUGACGUGACACACAGCUAUUAUCCCACUGAACUGUAGUAUUUAUUACCUUUCUCUGUAAUAGAGAGAUUAGACAUUUAAGUAGAGCGUUAAUGACAGCUUUGCGGCGGUGUGUUUGGUCUGAGUAUAUUUUAAAAGACAGUUUACAAUGUGUCAGGAUGAAGCCUCAGGCUGUCUUACCCCGCCCACAAUGUAAACAAAGAGAAAGAUGGUGUGUUUGCACUCAGGAAACAUGUGUUUGAAUGGAAUACUGUCACCAAUAAACCGCUGUGUAUCUUA
This is a messenger RNA of Epinephelus lanceolatus (giant grouper), 2884 nucleotides long. It is a transcript of the gene b3galt4, whose product is annotated as UDP-Gal:betaGlcNAc beta 1,3-galactosyltransferase, polypeptide 4. NCBI's taxonomy places the organism in Eukaryota, Metazoa, Chordata, Actinopteri, Perciformes, Serranidae. Gene Ontology annotation, biological process: protein O-linked glycosylation. Gene Ontology annotation, cellular component: Golgi membrane. Gene Ontology annotation, molecular function: hexosyltransferase activity. The record is from RefSeq and is a predicted model, not a curated record.